Molecule: messenger RNA, 885 nt
Organism: Saccoglossus kowalevskii
Lineage: Eukaryota; Metazoa; Hemichordata; Enteropneusta; Harrimaniidae
Product: glycogen-binding subunit 76A-like
Biological process (GO): regulation of glycogen biosynthetic process
Cellular component (GO): protein phosphatase type 1 complex
Molecular function (GO): protein phosphatase 1 binding; glycogen binding
Source: RefSeq, a predicted model, not a curated record
AUGGGGGACUGUAGCGACAACCAUUUCAGGUUUACGAAUGGAAUCGAUGCCGUGUUCGGACAUAAUCACAGCGACGUUUCUAGCAGUCCACCGGGAAUGUGGUCGUCGUAUGAAAUUCCAUCCAGGGAAUGUCGCUCACCCGACGACUUCCAAAGCAAUGGUUACUUCUCAUACGGCAGUGGCAGCGGUGCCUCGUCAGGGGCUUCUUCUGGGGAGUCGUCGCCGAUCAGUCCGUCAAGAAAUCGUAGACCUUCUGGCAGUUCGCUAAAAGAUCCUACGAAAACGCCGCCGGGUACACCAACAAGGCGUAAAUCAGUCAAGUUCGCGGACGCCCUCGGCCUUGAUUUGGAAACCGUUCGCCAUAUUCUGACAGACUCCGUACCCAAGGUACCAGACUGUGUAUACAAUUCAUAUAGCAGCCAGCAGGAAUACGUUACACAAGACCAUAAUAGAUAUCUCGCUGCUUGUUUUUCUCAACCCAGUGCGGAUUCGGACUUCAUUCGUCGAGUUCAUGAAAACAAAGUAUGUCUAGAAAAUGCUAUCGUAUCAGAUUUGACAAUCCUGGGCACUGUCAAGGUUGCAAAUAUCGGCUACCAUAAAUCUGUCAAAGUACGCUUCACAACGAACUCCUGGAAAAGUUACUACGAUAUUCCCGCGAGUUAUGUGCAGGGAUCUUGCGACGGACCCACUGACAGAUUUUCAUUUGGUCUGACUACUCCACGUGAGUUCCACGUCGGAGAUCGCCUUGAAUUCGCCAUACUUUACGAUGUGACGGGACAGCCGUUCUGGGACAGUAACCAUGGAAAUAACUAUAUCUUUGAGUGUUACAGUCAGGCCAAUGACAGUGUGAAUGACAGUGACGCCCUCUGGAUGCACUUUGUGUAA